Molecule: messenger RNA, 1408 nt
Organism: Neurospora crassa OR74A
Lineage: Eukaryota; Fungi; Ascomycota; Sordariomycetes; Sordariales; Sordariaceae
Exons: 2
Coding region: 292-1035 (247 amino acids)
Source: RefSeq, a predicted model, not a curated record
CACAGAUCCGGCCCCGGCCCACACCAUCCAUUCACACUCACACUCAGUCUAGUCUAGUCUCUGCCUCGCUUGUUACCAUUUAUACUUUGGAAGCCUGCCAUUUUUUUCGUCUCUACUUUUUUUGGAGUCAUGAUCAUCCGUCUCAGUCUUGUCUUUUCUACGCCUCUCGAUUCUUAUCCCUUUGGUCAGGCCUUCCAGAAGCUUUAAUACUCGCUUCCUCCGCCACACUCGAGAAUCACUUCACGAUUUCCUCCAGUUCUCUCUCUCACACACACACACACAUCAGACAAAAUGGUCUCCACAAAGAGCCUUCUGCUUGCUGCCUUCACAACAAUAGCAUACGCUGCUCCCACAAAGGGACCCUGCAAAUCCCUAACCCCAACUCUUCCCAGCACAGGAGGCGACAACCUCCAAGGUCCCUCCCCCGCAGCCCGCCUCAAGAAAAUUGCCCUCGGCCACGGCAUCCAAAACUACACCUGCAGCGCCUCCGAUGCCACCCCCUCCGCAACCGGUGCUCUCGCCGUUCUCUACGACGCCACCACCGUCUACCCAGGUCUCUCCAAGACCGCCUUGUCAUCAGACGCCUUCAACUCCCUCCCCCAUCUCCUUCUCUGGGACCGCCCUGUCCCUCUCAACCGCCCCUCCAACUCUUCUUACUCCGCCGACACCACGUCCCCCUUCCCUGCGCACAACGACCUCAAAGGACUAGCCGACUACCCAUCUUUCAAGUACGCGGGUCAUCAUUUUUUUGACUCGACUGGCACGCCCAUGUUUGACCUGGAUGCCUCGGGACUCAAAGCGAGCGUGGUCAAGGGCGGGAAUGUCAAUGCGCCCAAGGAUGCGGAUAAGGGCGUGUUGGAUACGGGCGCGGUGGCGUGGUUGAGGUUGACGGAUAGUAAGAAGGGGGAGAGCAAAGGGGUGAAUUUGGUUUAUAGGGUUUUGACGGCGGGAGGUGAUGCCGAGGGGUGUGCUGUUGCGGGGACGGGGGUGCAGAGUGUCCCGUAUACGGCUUUUUACUGGUUUUAUGAGGAGUAGAGUGUUGCUUGAUGAAGAAUUUCAAGGCGGGGGAGGGUAUGGUUUAUGAUGGAAUGGUCGAUGAGCGGGAGAGGACUUGAGCAAGUCAAGUCGGGCUUUUAAUCUUGUUUAUUGAUGAUCAAAAGGAGUUUGGACACGGUGGGACGUUGUUUUUUUUUUGUCCUUCAACUUCUGUCUUUUGGACUACGACGGCGUUCUGGUUUGGGCUUUGGUUCGGGUGGUCGGUGGCAGCAUCUGCAUUUUUCUCUUCUUGUUCUUUCUUCAGGGUUCAAUCGUUUAUACCUUGUGCUCUCGCACCUUUAGAUCUCUCUCUCUCUCUCGUUAAAUACCCACGCUUUAGAUACUUAAUCUGAUUUAUACCUUCACGUCGCAA